Molecule: messenger RNA, 934 nt
Organism: Saprolegnia diclina VS20
Lineage: Eukaryota; Oomycota; Saprolegniomycetes; Saprolegniales; Saprolegniaceae
Exons: 4
Coding region: 42-662 (206 amino acids)
Molecular function (GO): protein binding
Source: RefSeq, a predicted model, not a curated record
GCUGGGUGUGCGGGUGUUGACUUGACACCGACCUCGCUCGCAUGCGCGCCGUCGUCAGAUUUCAAUUCCCUACCACCACAAUGAGCAUCCUCUUCCGCACCCUCCGCCGGCCGGCCACCGCCCGCGCCUUCUCGACGCACCCCAGCAUUGUCGCGCUGCGCCAAGUGGACCCGGCGUCGCCACAGAACGCGACCGACACGUACUUUGUCCGGACCUUGUCGCCUGGCUACAGCUCGUGCAUUGCCGCUAAGGACCUCAAGGUCGACGACCGCAUUGGCUCGACCGUCGGCACGGUGUACUCGACGCCGACGCGCUUUACGAUUCAAAUGGCGCUGGACAAGCACGUCGAGAUCUUUGGCGGCAUGCAGUACGCCAACCACCACUGCAACCCGAACGCCUCGUUCCUCAUGUCCGAGUCGGACCCGACUGUGACGCUCGUCGCGAUCAAGCCGAUUGCCAAGGGCGACCACAUCACAUUUGACUACGACACGACCGAGUGGGACAUGGACGAGAAGUUUUCGUGCAACUGCGGCGACGCCGCGUGCCGGCACGAGAUCCGUGGUGCCAAGCACAUUGGGGACGCCGAGACGCUGCGUCUCUUGCCCAACUUUAGCCCAAGCGUCAUGCGCAGCCUUCUCAAGCACAAGCUCGUCCAAGGCUGAGCGAAGCAUCUAGCCUCGAAGCUUCUACGCGGGCGCCUUCGUGCUAACUUGUAUUGUGUCCAUUCUGUCACCCUUCAGCUGGAAGGCUUGGACAUCGCAGCACGUCGACCCCUCAGCUUGGGAUCCAAGCAGCAUCAACGCCACCAUGGAUCGCUUGCGAGCCCGACCGCAGUGCUCCGAGGUCGUUCAAGUCCAAGCAAAGUAGAGCUUAUGUGGAGAAUUCGAGAAGCAGCGUACCUGCCCUGUGUGGGUUCAACCUUCUGAAUGUUGCU